Tetrahymena thermophila SB210 is the source of this 852-nucleotide messenger RNA. Its product is annotated as EF hand protein. NCBI's taxonomy places the organism in Eukaryota, Ciliophora, Oligohymenophorea, Hymenostomatida, Tetrahymenidae. The record is from RefSeq and is a predicted model, not a curated record. Gene Ontology annotation, molecular function: calcium ion binding. The transcript has 4 exons.
AUGGGAGGAUUAUUAAGCAAAGGAAGUUAUUUAGAUGAAGUUGUUUAUUUAUCGAACUAAAAUGUAACGCCUUCGGACCUGAAUAUAAUUUAGAAGGAUACAGAUUUCACAGAAAAGGAAAUUUUAAACCUCUAUUUCAGGUUUUAUCAGCUGGAUUAAAAGGAAAAUCAAAAAUUGUCAAUAACUUAAUUUCUCAACUUAGAUGAACUCUAAAAUUCGCCUUUCAAAUCAAGGCUGAUUGAUGGAUUAGAAUUAAUAAAAGAGCAGUCAAAGUAUCUUUAAGGUAAAAACCUUACUCUUGAUAAUAAUACUGGUUAAGAGGCUAGCAACUAGGAAAAGGCAGAUUAAAAAAACUAUUCUAGAAGAUAAUCAAAAAGUGCUGCUGAUUUGCCAAAGGCUAACUUUUUAAAUUUUGCGUCUGUAAAUGGAACAAAAAAAAAACUAUAUAAAAUAACUCCACUUAAUAAUAAUACAUAAGAAGGAAUUACUUCUAACAAAUACUCAUCCAAAUAACUAAAUUAUUCUUUUAUUGAUUUCAAGCUAUUUUGUAAAAUUUUAAAUGUAUUUUCAGCCAAAGCCUCAUCUUCAAACAAAUCGAGAUUUCUAUUCAGAAUAUUUGACUUCGAUGAAGAUGGUAUGCUUAGUAAAGAUGACUUAAUUAAAGGUAUAACUCUCCUUUUUACAGAUCCUCAUACAGGGGAAAAAUUAAUGAACAAAAGUGAAAUUGAAAGAUUAGCUGUAGCUGUGUUUAGUGAAACUGAAACAAAUUAAGAAGGUUUCCUUAAAUAUGAAGAUUUAUAGUUAAAUCUAUGGGAAACUGAUUUUGAAAAAAACUGCACCAUAUAUUUCUGA